AUGACAAAUCAAUACUUUUCAUUAACAAUAAUAAUUCAUAUCAUUUUAAUUAUAUAUUCUAUUGAAUCAAUAUCAUCAACGACUCAGACUCGUUUAUUAAUUGUUUCACUUGAUGGAUUUCGUCAACAAUAUUUGAGUACAUAUUUUUUGCCAACAUUAAAUCGUAUACAAAAUCAAGGUAUUAGAACAAUAAAUGGAAUGCAACCAACAUAUGUAACAAUGACAUAUCCUAAUCAUAUAUCAAUUGCAACAGGAAUGUAUCAAGAAGAUCAUGGAAUUAUUCAUAAUCGAUUUUUUGAUACAAAACUUGGAAAAAUAGUUACAUUUGAUACUCGAGAUGAAGGACAAUGGUCCGAUCCUAAAGUUGAGCCUAUAUGGAUUACAGCAACAAAACAAAAUAAAAGAUCUGCUGUACUUUAUUGGCCAGCAUCUCACAAUGAAUUUCAUGGUGUUCGACCAUUAAUAUAUAAUUCGUUAUAUUCGGAUUCUAUUCCGAUGCGUGAAAAGAUAGAUAAUGCUAUUUCUUAUUUUCGUGAAAAUAUUAUUCAAUUAGCUAUGCUUUAUCAUUAUGAACCUGAUAAACAAGGUCAUGUGUAUGGUCCUGAUUCCAACGAAACUCGUGAAGCACUUUUUCGUCUUGAUACUGAUAUUGAAUAUUUAUUAAACAAAGUCAAAACGGAACUUAAUGAUGAUUUAAAUAUUAUUAUUCUAUCUGAUCAUGGAAUGACUAAUAUUGUACGAUUAGUUCAACCAUUUCGUGAUGGUUAUAUCAAUAAAUCUGCAGUUGAAGACCAUAUUCUUGAUGGUCCAAUAUUUAGUCUUUCUCCUCGUUCAGGAGAAUUUGAACAAGUAUUCAAUGGUUUACGUCGUAUUCCUGGUGUUACAGUUUACAAACGUGAUGAAUUUCCUGAAAAAUAUCAUUAUUCAAAAGCAAUCUAUCGAAUCGGUGAAAUAAUUGUUACACCUAAUAAUGAAGGCGUCUAUUUUUCACAAGCAACAACGGAAAUAUCUUCUCCAAAAGGUAAUCAUGGAUAUGAUAAUACACUUCCAUCAAUGCAAGCUAUAUUUAUGGCACAAGGUCCAGAUUUUAAUCAAAAUAAGGAAAUACAUUCACUGAAAAAUGUUGAUGUUUAUCAUAUAGCUUGUAAAAUUUUGGAUCUUAAACCAAAUCCUUAUGCAACAGCUGGAUCAUUGAAUAAUUUAACCGAUAUUUUUCAUUCGAGAAUAAAUAAAUGUUCUCAAUCAUGCAUAGGCAUGUCAAUAUUAUUAUUAGCAUUUUUUAUUUAUAUUGUAUCAUAG
Rotaria sp. Silwood2 is the source of this 1299-nucleotide messenger RNA. Lineage: Eukaryota; Metazoa; Rotifera; Eurotatoria; Philodinida; Philodinidae. The record is from the annotation of a GenBank genome assembly.